CCCCGCAGCGCACUUCUCGCGGUCAUUGAGCGUCUUUCCUGCAGGGUCGGUAGUGGCGUCACUCUCGCGGUGUUUGGGGUUUGCGUUGCAAUAAUGGCUGUAUUCGGGUUGCUGAUGGAAACAGAGGCGAGUCGGGGAGGGAGCUGAGGAGAGGCGGGUGAGACACUAACCUGACCCCGUACCUGCUGGCGGGAGACCGGCAACUAAGGAAGAAAGCUACCCGUCACAUACACAGGCUGGAGAGCGGAGUUUUGGAGAGAGAAAACGGCCGGUGAGAUGAGCGGCCCCGGGCAGGACAGCGAGCCCGAGGCGAAAGUCCUCCACACCAAGCGGCUGUACCGAGCGGUGGUGGAGUCGGUUCACAAGCUGGACCUCAUCAUCGGUAACAAGUCAUCCUACCGGGAGGUGUUCAAACCUGAGAACAUCAGCCUGCGCAACAAGCUCAGAGAGCUGUGUGUCAAGCUGAUGUUCCUGCACCCUGUUGAUUAUGGGAGGAAGGCAGAAGAGCUGCUCUGGAGGAAAGUGUACUACGAGGUUAUUCAGCUCAUCAAAACCAACAAGAAGCAUGUCCACAGCCGCAGUGCUCUGGAGUGUGCCUACAGGACCCACCUGAUCGCUGGGGUGGGCUUUUACCAGCACCUGCUGCUCUACAUCCAGUCCCACUACCAGCUGGAGUUGCAGGACUGCAUCGACUGGACCCACGUCACAGACCCCCUCAUCGGCCGGAAGAAAGCGGUCUCUGCUACUGCCAAGGAGAUGGACUGGGCUCAGAUGGCCUGCCAUCGCUGCCUGGUCUACCUGGGAGACCUCGCUCGCUACCAGAAUGAACUUGCAGGCGUGGAGGCAGAGUUGCUGGCUGAGAGGUUUUAUCAUCAGGCUCUGUCUGUGACUCCACACGUUGGAAUGCCUUUUAACCAGCUGGGGACGCUAGCGGGAAGCAAGUACUACAACGUGGAGGCAACUUACUACUACCUGCGAUGUAUUCAGUCAGAGAUGCCGUUCGAGGGAGCUUACGGGAACCUGAAGCGUCUCUAUGACAAGGCAGCCAAGAUGUACCACCAGGUCAAGAAACAGGAAAUGAAGAAGCUGUCCCCCACCAAGCAGAGGUCUAAAGACGUUAAACGGUUGCUGGUGAGCUUCAUGUACCUGCAGAGCCUUCUUCAGCCCAAGAACAGCAUGCUGGAGUCUGAGCUGACGUCUCUGUGCCAGUCGGUGCUGGAGGACUUUAACCUGGUGCUGUUCUACCUGCCCUCUGCCUCGCACUCCUCCUCUGGCUGUGAGGAAGAGGAGGAUCACGAGAGCCGCUACUCCUUCGUCCCUGAUGUGCUCGUCUUCAGAAUGGUCGUCACCUGCCUCAUGGUCGUGCACAACCUCAAGAGGGCAGGUUCCAAGCAGUACAGCGCUGCCAUCGCCUUCACGCUGGCCAUGUUCUCUCACCUGGUCAACCACGUGAACAUCCACCUGCAGGCCGAGCUGGAGGAAGGAGAGAGCGGAGUCCCGGUGCUGCACACGGAUGACCUGGAAGUGAAAGACGGCGUGACGUUGACGCCGGAGGAAGGCACGCUACAGAAUGGGACUGCUGAAGAGGAGGAGGAGGAGGAGGAGGAGGAGAGAAGUGGGAAAGGAGCAGACGGCCAAAAGAAACCUUCAAACUCAACAGACAAAACCAAGAAGAGCGGCAAAAAGAAAUACUCCCGUCUCUCCCGCCUGAGACGGCGCCGAUAUGACGGGAAAGAGGACGAGAGUGAUCUGAGUGAGGGCUUUGAGAGCGAGGGGGAGAGAGGGGGUAGAGUGGGGGGCAGGAGAGUGGGAGCAGCUGUCGUCUCCACCGCCAUUACCAGGGCCAAACACAAGGGAGCUGACUGGGACAGUGGCUCUGAGAAGAGCGAGGAAGACUAUGAAGAGGAGGAGGCGGAGACUGCGUUCGACGUGGAAACCGAUUCGGAUAUGAACAGCCAGGAGUCACGCUCUGAUUUGGAAGACAUCGAAGACGAAAAGACAGAGAUCGCAGGUGUUCCCGAUUCACUCGACAGCGCGGAUUCAAAACCGCUGGAGAAGGCGGAGCCUAGCCCGGCUGUCAAUGGGCCUACCCCCAGCAGCAGCAGCAGCGACUCCAGCAUCGCCAGUAACCUCCAGGCCAUGUCUUCCCAGCUCUUCCAGACCAAACGCUGCUUCCGUUUGGCCCCCACUUUCAGUAACGUGCUGCUGCGACCCUGCAGCGCUCCACAGGCCAGCGGGGGAGGGAGCAGCCCCCAGCCAACAGCCCUUGAUCAGACCCCUCUCGCCAGCAGCAAUCCCAGUGCCACCCCCCAAACUGCCAGUGACAACGAUGGUGGCUCGGAUUCGGAGGGCAGUGUGGAGAGUAACCAAUCCUGUCGCAACGAGAAGACCCUACUAGAGCGACUGGAGAUCCUGACCAAUCAAGGGCUGCUGCCGGCUGUCAAGGUCUUCCUGGAUUGGCUGAGAGCGAACACUGACAUCAUUGUCAUGUGCGCACAGAGUUCUCAGAGCCUGUGGAACAGAUUGUCGGUGCUUCUCAAUCUCCUGCCAGACAGCAGAAAGAUACUGGAAGCCGAGGUGCCCUUGUGUGAGGAGGUGUCUGAGCUCCUGAGCGCGUGCGAGCGGCCGGACCUGCAGCAGACCCUGCUGCUGCCCGAGGAUGUGGCACUGCGCCAUCUGCCUGCCCUCCGAGCUGCUCACAAGAGACUGGACAUGGAGAGAGAGAGCCCCACUCUCAGCACCCUGCAGGAGUCGGUGGUGCGCCUGUCCUGCAUUCGCAGUUUCGGUCACUUCCUGACCCGUCUCCAAGGCAACGUGCUACACUUCAACCCGGAGGCGGGCAUCUUCACCAGCAUCAGCCAAUCGGAGCAGGAGAACCUGCUGCAGCAGGCCAGGGCGCAGUUCCGCAUGGCGGAGGAGGAGGCACGCAGAAACAGGCUGAUGAGAGACAUGGCACAGCUGAGGCUACAGUUGGAGGUGUCUCAGCUGGAGGGCAGUCUGCAGCAGCCCAAGGCCCAGUCCUCCAUGUCUCCCUACCUGGUCCCAGAUACCACUGCUCUCUGCCAGCACCUGGGGCUGAUCAGACAGCUGGCAGGCAGUGGUCGUUUCAUCAUCAUCAUCCCGCGCACAGUGAUCGACGGGCUGGAUUUCCUGAAGAAGGAGAAUGCUGGAGCCAGGGACGGGAUCCGCUUUCUGGAGUCGGAAUUCCGCAAGGGAAACCGGUAUAUCCGCUGUCAGAGGGAGUCUGGGAAGAGCUUUGAGAGACACAAGCUGAAGAGACAGGAUAGCGACGCCUGGCACCUGUAUAAGAUGGUGGAUAGCUGCAGACAGCUGACGGUGUCCCAGGGGAGUGGCGAGGAGGACACUGCUGGCAUGGUGACCAUCCUCACAGGGUUUCACAUUGAAGACGUUACGACGCUGUCGCCUCGCAUGCAGGCUGCUCUACAAGCCGUGUCAGUGGCUGGAAUCGAACUCAAAAACAUCCUGGAAUUCUACAAGCAGUGGAAGGAAAUGGGCUGAUGGUCAAAGGUCUCGCUGCUGUGAUGUCUCGUACACACCCACCCCCCCACACACACACACUGUCCCGCGCUACCUCUGUCUCUGGGGGGGCCAUACAAAAACAAACGCACGGAUUGGUCCGGAGCAACUACACAAAAACCAAGCGACACCUCCCUGUUCAAAAUCCAGCAUCUAAAAAUCACAAAUCAAACCAGUCUCGAGAGGAUUCGGAAGCAGCCCUACGCCCCGUUGUUUAAAAUUUGCUUUUUUUAUUUCCUUGAGCGGUUUUAAAUAGCAACAGGGUUUAAAGCUUGGCUGUAGGAAUGGGGUGGCAGUUCAUGGCAUAGCCUCCAUCGCACAUGAAAAGUGCAGGCUUUAGCAAGGGCAGAAAAUGAACAAGGUGGGAUGUCUGUCCUUAUUUUUAAGUGGUUACUCCCUUUGCUUUCUGUAUAUUAAAAUCAGCUUGUGGCAGGUGCUGUGUUUCAAAUGGAAUUAAAAUGAAUAACCAUGCCCUUG
Messenger RNA from Acipenser ruthenus (sterlet), 4014 nucleotides. Its product is annotated as nonsense-mediated mRNA decay factor SMG5-like. The record is from RefSeq and is a predicted model, not a curated record. Gene Ontology annotation, cellular component: telomerase holoenzyme complex. Gene Ontology annotation, biological process: nuclear-transcribed mRNA catabolic process, nonsense-mediated decay. Gene Ontology annotation, molecular function: telomerase RNA binding; telomeric repeat DNA binding; protein binding. NCBI's taxonomy places the organism in Eukaryota, Metazoa, Chordata, Actinopteri, Acipenseriformes, Acipenseridae. The transcript is spliced from 22 exons. Bases 277 to 3519 code for a protein of 1080 amino acids.